CUCAGCAAAUUCAUUGCAUUUGCACACAUAUCUAUCUAUACACAUACAUAUAUAUAUAUAUAUAUAUAUAAUUCUAUAUCUAUAGUUUGUAUCUGUAUAGAUAACCACACAAACACACAACAAAUUCAACUCCUGGCCUGCAUUUUUUUGUCAUCUUAGUUUGUGUACGUCCUCCUAAUUGGAUUCAAUUCCUUGUACCUAGCUUUUCAUGUACCAAGAAGUUUCAUAAAUAUAUAUAUAUAUAUAUAUAUAUACACACAUAUAAAUGGAAAAAUCAUAUGAGAAUGGUAAUGGCAAAGGUUUUUGCCUUAAAGAUCCAUUGAAUUGGGUUAUGGCGGCGGAGUCCCUAAAGGGUAGCCAUUUGGAGGAGGUGAAGCACAUGGUUAGUGAGUUUCGGAAGCCGGUGGUCCGGCUUGGGGGCGAGACACUGACCAUAGGGCAGGUGGCUGCAGUGGCAGCAGCCGGGGAGGCCGGUGGUGGUGUGGAUGUGGCGUUGUGUGAAUCGGCUAGGGCCGGCGUGAAGGCCAGCAGUGAUUGGGUAAUGGAAAGCAUGAACAAAGGGACAGACAGUUAUGGGGUCACAACUGGUUUUGGCGCAACUUCACACAGGAGGACUAAACAAGGAGCUGCUCUACAAAAGGAGCUUAUAAGGUUCUUGAAUGCUGGAAUAUUUGGGAAUGGAACAGAGUCAUGCCACACCCUGCCUCAUUCAGCAACAAGAGCUGCAAUGCUAGUGAGGAUCAACACACUCCUCCAGGGCUACUCAGGCAUCAGAUUUGAGAUAUUGGAGGCCAUCACAAAGCUCCUCAACACCAACAUCACCCCAUGCUUGCCUCUGCGUGGCACGAUCACGGCCUCCGGUGACCUAGUCCCUCUGUCCUACAUUGCCGGACUCCUGACCGGCCGCCCCAACUCCAAGUGUGUGGGGCCCAAAGGCGAGUCCCUGGAUGCCGGUGAAGCAUUCCGCCUUGCAGGCAUUGCGGGUGGCUUCUUUGAGCUGCAGCCUAAAGAGGGGCUUGCACUUGUCAACGGCACAGCAGUAGGGUCUGGUUUAGCCUCAAUGGUCCUUUUCGAGGCUAACAUACUAGCUGUUUUGUCAGAAGUUUUGUCAGCAAUGUUUGCUGAGGUUAUGCAAGGGAAGCCAGAAUUCACUGACCAUUUGACACACAAGUUGAAGCACCACCCUGGACAAAUUGAGGCUGCAGCUAUAAUGGAACACCUUUUAGAUGGGAGUUCUUAUGUUAAGGGUGCUCAAAAGUUGCAUGAAAUGGACCCUCUUCAAAAGCCUAAAAAAGAUCGGUACGCGCUCAGAACGUCGCCACAAUGGUUGGGUCCCCAGAUUGAGGUUAUCCGGUCAUCGACGAAGUCGAUAGAGAGGGAGAUCAAUUCUGUGAAUGACAACCCUCUGAUUGAUGUGUCAAGGAACAAGGCCUUACAUGGUGGGAAUUUCCAGGGCACCCCAAUUGGAGUCUCUAUGGACAACACUAGACUAGCCAUUGCAUCCAUUGGGAAACUCAUGUUUGCUCAAUUCUCUGAGCUAGUUAAUGACUACUACAACAAUGGGUUGCCUUCGAAUCUCUCCGGUGGACGAAAUCCGAGCUUGGAUUAUGGGUUUAAGGGCGCUGAAAUAGCGAUGGCAGCGUAUUGUUCCGAGCUGCAAUUCCUUGCCAACCCGGUCACCAACCAUGUCCAAAGUGCUGAGCAACACAACCAGGAUGUCAACUCUUUAGGGUUGAUCUCUUCUCGGAAAACAGCCGAAGCAGUUGACAUUUUGAAGCUCAUGUCGUCGACCUACUUGGUUGCGCUAUGCCAGGCUAUUGACCUGAGGCACUUGGAGGAGAACUUGAAGAACACAGUUAAAAACACAGUGAGCCAAGUGGCUAAGAAAGUUCUCACAAUGGGCAUCAAUGGAGAGCCCCAUCCUUCAAGAUUCUGUGAGAAGGACUUGCUCAAAGUGGUUGAUCGCGAGCACGUUUUCGCCUACGUUGAUGAUCCGUGUAGCGCGAACUACCCAUUGAUGCAGAAACUCAGGCAGGUUCUUGUUGAUCAUGCAUUGAUCAACAAUGAUGAUUUGAUGAAUAAGAACACUUCAAUCUUUCUAAAGAUUGGAAGUUUUGAGGAGGAACUGAAGACCUUAUUGCCUAAAGAAGUUGAGAACACCAGAAGUGCUUUGGAGAGUGGAAAUCCAGUAAUUCCAAACAGGAUCAAGGAAUGCAGGUCAUACCCACUAUACAAGUUUGUGAGGGCAGACUUGGUGGGGACUGGGUUUUUGACAGGAGAGAAGAUCACGUCGCCCGGUGAAGAAUUCGACACAGUUUUUUCAGCAAUUUGUGAGGGAAAGAUGAUUGAUCCACUGCUAGAAUGUCUCAAGGAUUGGGAUGGUACUCCUCUUCCAAUUUGUUAGAACUUCUUGGACAAAAAGUACUUGCAUUUUCUGCUAUCCCUAUUAACAAAUUGUCUUUGGAUUAAACGGGAUUACUGGUUUUGUGAUCCCAAGCCCCUUUGUUUUGGACUUUUUACAUUUUUUAUUUUAAAAUUUUAAAAUUUUUCCAUUAUAUAUAUAUAAGUUUUCAGUUCC
This is a messenger RNA of Cornus florida, 2578 nucleotides long. Its product is annotated as phenylalanine ammonia-lyase-like. The record is from RefSeq and is a predicted model, not a curated record. Gene Ontology annotation, biological process: L-phenylalanine catabolic process. The transcript has 2 exons. Gene Ontology annotation, molecular function: phenylalanine ammonia-lyase activity. NCBI's taxonomy places the organism in Eukaryota, Viridiplantae, Streptophyta, Magnoliopsida, Cornales, Cornaceae. Gene Ontology annotation, cellular component: cytoplasm. Bases 266 to 2404 code for a protein of 712 amino acids.